AUGACUGCUCGAGCUACAUCAACCAAGCUUAUUCGACAAGCCAUCGGCAGCACUCGGACGUUCCGCAACUCCGAGAUCUGCGCGCGAAAUGCCGCUACGGUGACAUUCAGCGCAUACCGAAGUGUUUCUAGCGCUGCCCGCUUGCCUAUCCUCACAGCAUCAGAAACUCGCCGUCGGCCGACCGUACGACCAUAUCAGCAGCCUAUUGCUCAGAAUGGAGUCAAUGGCAUGUCUCCGACUAGCAAGCGAACAAUCUUCAUUCAAACCGAAAACACACCCAACCCCGAUGCCUUGAAAUUCAUCCCCAAUCAUCGCGUCCUCCCCGAAGAUUUCCCGACUACCUUCCUCGAAUACCUCUCCCCGCGCUCUACGCUCUCUCCGCCACACCCAUCUCCACUCGCUGCAAAGCUCUUGGACGUCGAGGGCGUGACUUCGGUCUUUUACGGCCCCGAUUUCAUCACAGUGACCAAGUCAGGAGACGCGCAGUGGGCACAUAUCAAGCCUGAGGUCUUCAGCCUGAUCACGCAGGCUGUGACCGCGGGGGAAACAAUCGUGACCACGACGGAAUCCGAAAACGCUGAUGGAUCUCAGGACGGUGUCAGCGACUCUCUCUCCUACAACGAAGAUGAUGACGAGGUCGUGAGCAUGAUCAAGGAGCUGUUGGAGACCCGCAUUCGACCUGCGAUCCAGGAGGACGGAGGCGACAUUGAGUUGAGAGGCUUCGAAGACGGCAUUGUCAUGCUUAAGUUGCGAGGCGCAUGCCGAACAUGCGAUUCGAGCACGGUGACUUUGAAGAAUGGUAUUGAAUCCAUGCUGAUGCACUAUAUCGAAGAAGUGAAAGGCGUCGAGCAAGUCAUGGACCCCGAGGAGGAGAUUUCCAUGCAUGAAUUUGCCAAGUUUGAGGAAAAGCUGCGUCAACAGAAAGGCGCCGCCGCCACCGCCAGUAGCCCCAUUGACACCGCGCCCUAA
This is a messenger RNA of Penicillium diatomitis, 969 nucleotides long. RefSeq names its product NifU family protein. Gene Ontology annotation, cellular component: mitochondrion. Gene Ontology annotation, molecular function: iron-sulfur cluster binding; iron ion binding. Lineage: Eukaryota; Fungi; Ascomycota; Eurotiomycetes; Eurotiales; Aspergillaceae. The coding region runs from base 1 to 969 and encodes 322 amino acids. The record is from RefSeq and is a predicted model, not a curated record. The transcript has 3 exons. Gene Ontology annotation, biological process: iron-sulfur cluster assembly.